AUAUAUAUAUAAGUAAGUGACUAUCGUUUUCAGUGACUUAUUGCAAGGCAAUCGCAGAAACAGAAUCUUAAAAUUCUUAUUAGUUGAAUAAGAAAAAUAAUGAAUCUUAUAGAAAAAGGAUCUGCCCUUUGGUACCUCCAAUAUUUUGGGAUUCCAUUAUCACUGGGAAUAGUAUUGUAUAAGAUAAUUAACAAUUUAUCUUUACGGAAACGCAGAACCACUUUGCAAGGAAAGGUGGUUGUGAUUACUGGUGCAAGCUCUGGCAUUGGAGAGGCUCUUUCCCAUAUAUUUUAUCAGCAAGGAUGUAAAGUAGUUAUGGCAUCACGAAGGAAAUCAGAACUGGAAAGAGUAAAGCAAGAUCUUAUGACGAAAAAAAUACAGGGAUUCAGUAUUGAGCCUACAGUCCUUGAAUUAGAUGUUGGGGAACUUGACCAACUGGAAGAUUUCGUGGAUAAUGUCCACAGUCUUUGCGGACAUAUUGAUAUAUUGGUUAACAAUGCAGGUAUCUCCCAUCGUGGAUCUAUACUGCAUACUAAACUUGAUGUUUAUAAGAAAAUUAUGAAUGUUAACUAUCUAGGGUCUGUUGGAUUAACAUCAGCUGCUUUACCAAAAAUGGUUGAAAGAAAAAGAGGACACAUAGUUUUCAUAAGCUCUGUGCAAGGAUUAAUUGGUUUACCUGAACGUUCAGCAUAUGCUGGCUCAAAGCAUGCAAUGCAAGCAUAUGCAGAUUCCUUACGUGCGGAAAUGAAACAACAUAACAUCAAUGUAUCUGUAAUCAGUCCUGGAUAUGUAAAAACUGCUGUUUCGAUUAAUGCUCUUACUGGAACUGGACAACCACAUGGAGUAAUGGAUUCAAGUACGGCUACUGGAUUUUCAGCCGACUAUGUUGCGGAGAGGAUAGUGGAUACUAUUGUUAAUAAAGAUAAUGAAUUAAUAAUAUCUCAGUUUAUGGGAAAUUUAGGAAUAUUUUUACGACGCACCAUACCAUCUCUAUACUUUUACCUUGCUGCAAGCAGGGCGGCAAAGACAUAACAAUGUGUUAAUAGUCUUUUAUUUAAAUUAAUUUGGUAAAA
Molecule: messenger RNA, 1073 nt
Organism: Papilio machaon (common yellow swallowtail)
Lineage: Eukaryota; Metazoa; Arthropoda; Insecta; Lepidoptera; Papilionidae
Product: dehydrogenase/reductase SDR family protein 7-like
Exons: 5
Coding region: 100-1032 (310 amino acids)
Cellular component (GO): membrane
Molecular function (GO): oxidoreductase activity
Source: RefSeq, a predicted model, not a curated record